Magallana angulata is the source of this 8468-nucleotide messenger RNA. Its product is annotated as centrosomal protein of 170 kDa protein B-like. Gene Ontology annotation, molecular function: protein binding. Bases 2068 to 6924 code for a protein of 1618 amino acids. NCBI's taxonomy places the organism in Eukaryota, Metazoa, Mollusca, Bivalvia, Ostreida, Ostreidae. The transcript has 16 exons. The record is from RefSeq and is a predicted model, not a curated record.
GUCUGAAACUCAUAACUUAAUUACCUUGGCCAGGUUAAGGCCAGGUGUUUAUUUCAGUCUUUAAUUGAGUUCAUAUAUGAUAUUUACAUUAGUGUUUCCAAAUGAAUUUCAGACUUGUCAAUCAGAGAAACCAAGAAAAGACCAAAAGUCUUCCCCCUGUCAGUCUGUCCUUGUUUAUUCCUUUGUUGUGGUUUGGGGAGAGAGCAUGUGUCAUUGAUAGGGACGGUUUUUAUUCUGUUUAAUCAUUUCAAUACACAAUUGAUGUUACUUGUGUAUUUAAUCUUAUAUGGUAAAUUGUCAUUUAAUGAUUUUCAUUUGGUUAUAAACCACGAAUCUCACUGCCACCUACUAAAAUGCUAGAAUUUGCUCCAGUUAUAAACCUGUGCCCAGAAGCAAUCAGCAUAGUGGGAGAAAUAAUUGAUAGGGAUGAUGUGUAUUGGACAUUAAGUUCAAUGGCUUAGAAAAUGUCUACCUUUUACUUGUGUCCUGUGUAUUCUGCUCUCCAUUACUUAACACCCUACACCUUUAUUUGGUCACACCUCAGGUAGUGAAGUUUCAUUUUAUUUACAUGUGGUAACUUGCUUCUCUGAAAGAACACCAAUGUUUGCUGAGUUUUUAAAGGAAUCAAUAUACACUGGGACAUUCAUUCAUCUUUCUUUGAAUGAUAGAUAAGGCAAGGGGCUGUGGCCAUGCAAUGGGGGCCUGAUUUAAAUCUAUUUUUAAAAUUCAAGACUUUAAAGAGGAAAAGAGGGAUUCUUGACAAGAAAAAAAAUUAAUAUGGAGAACCCCUUGAGAUGUAAAGAGCUUAGUGAAAAAGGGGACAGGAAAAUUUUUAGAGGUUUCAAGACUAUAGAAUGACAAUGGGGGAUCAGAUUAAAGAACAGACAAUUGGCUUUAUUCAUUUCUGUUAUCCAAUCUUCCCUUCCUAUUCCUCAACUGACUAGUAUUAUUUUGUUGGAACACAAGGUCUAUCUAGACCCUUCUCAUACCAAAGCCUAGUGUUGAACUUUCAAUGCGAAAACAAGGUAGACCAACUGGGUUCCAGCAAUGAAUUUAGAAAAAAGGUGGCAACCCCACAGCUUGUGUAAAUUUACUGGAAACAUACUUGUGAACCCGGUAGAUUGACUACCUGUGUGUAUUGGCACAUGUCAUUUCCAUGUAUUGUACAUUUGAUAACACUGAUAUGAUUAUAGAUAGACCAGAUAUAUGUUUAGUAUAUGAAUUUAGUACAUGAAUUUUAAGUGUCUGAGUUUACGAAAUUUUUUAACAUUAUAUUACACAAUUUGAUAGAGAUAACUUUCAAAGCAGCAUUUCUGGUCAUACUGCCUAGUUGACCCAUAUUUAUGCACCAUUUAAGUAUAAUGCAGUAUAUAACUAAGAAUCCAGACUUUGUUGGUAGUGUGAGAAGUACAGUGCUUGACCUGAUAUAUGUGUCAAUUUAACUGCAUAUACAUUUUGUUCUGCAGUCGUUUUGUCAGAUUCAUUAUUGUUUAUGUGACAAAACCUUCACUAUAAGAUGUAGGUAUAGGGAUAUACAUGUACAUUGAUUUAUAUGUACAACUUGUCACUUGUCAGUGUGAAAAGUAAAGAUCAUUUUUCAGCAGUCUUUAUUUGGUGCAUCUUCUCUUGAUGCAUCUGCUGACGUCAAGGCAAAAAUUUCUUUGAAGUGUCCAGAAUUUCAUUCAUAUCAUCUCAGCUGAGGCUGUUCUUUACAGCAAAGUCCCAUGGUAAGGCCUUCAAAUGUUCUUUGUAGCCAAGUCCCAAUGGUAAGGUCUUAAAAUGUUUGUACACAAAUGUUUAUGUAGAGCUCAGGAAUCUAUGCGAGCAUUUUGAAUAAGACAUAUAUGUAUCUUGAUUAAAUGGAUGUAUGUAAAUUUGCCUCCUUGUCAAAAUUUAAAUAGACCAGGUUUGAUAAAAGAAAGUAGCUCUGAGACCUGAUUGAUAUUCAGACUAUGGGUCGUGUGGUGAUCAGACUUUAGCUUCUGCUCAUGGUCAAUACACACCUGAUAAUGUCCAGGGAACUUGUAAUAAUGAACAGCUGAAAAUGAUGGUAAUUGGAGAAACUUUAUGUUAAGAAUCUUCAAGUGUUCCCAGACAUCGACUGUUGACAAAAGGCAUGCUGUGAUCACCUUUGACCAUUACCUGGACAAAUUCAAAAUCAAGGACCUCAGCACCAGUCAUGGGACGUAUGUGAACGACAAGAAGAUCCACGACCAGGAAUACGUCACGCUGGAUCACAUGGACACCGUCAGGCUCGGCAAUGAUUCCACAGUAUACCAUGUGGAGAGGGUACCAGACUCGGGCGUGUCGUCAGGGGACAUACAGAUAGAGAAGGCGCCCCAUUCAAUGCCCAACUGGGCGUCCCGGGAACUCCCCCACAUGAUGGAAUGCCAGCCAGUUCCAUAUCGAGGACUUGUAUUUACUUACCCAAUCAUGUCCUGUUUGGGCUGUAUAGCAGAGCAGAGAAUCGCGCACACUUGUGGAAAUCAUACAUUAGACAAUGUCAUUAGUCAAAGAGAACAGAUGCAUAUGGCUGCAGAUAUGCAGCAGCAGCACGUGCACCACUCGCACAACGUGCCUCACAGACCUCAUGUGCACUCGCAUCCACAUCCGCAGGAAUACUCAGGGCACCAGAUUAAACAUUUAGGUGAUUAUCCUCCUCAGGAGGGGGAGUAUCUGAGAGGAAGUGACUAUCCUCAUACUAGUGAAUAUCCACAAACUAGUGACUAUCCACACACUAGUGAAUAUCCACCAGUUAAUGAGUAUGUGAGGAGUAGUGAGUAUCAGGAUAGUGGACAGGAUACACGAGAGAGAAGAGGACUGAUGAUGACCACCCAUCAGGAGGAACAGAGUAAGAGCAAUCAAUCGGGGCUGGGUUCUAACACCUGGCCACGCAAACGAAUUCGAGUCCGCAACACCGCCAAUAUCAGCACGUUUUUCCAUGUUUUUGAUGAGGACACUAGUGGUUCUAGAAUGAGUAUUGAUGACAAUAGCUAUGCAUGCAGUAGAGUCCUGAGGGGCGAAGGCGGUCACCCCGACAACCUCCCCCCAGAGUUGGAAACGGUGAAGAAAGGCACCCCCCUGUACGGUCAGCCUGAUUGGUGGGGCGAGGAAGAGGUCAAUGGAAAUGUUACAGAAACCCCAAAACCACCAAAGGAUUUGCCAUUGAGCAACACCUACCCCCCUCCCACUGAUAAUACAACCACACCCUCUGCAGACUUGUAUAGCAUGUCUUCUAACUCCUCUGUCUCCAAAGACAGUCUCCUGAAUCCAUCCUCCCCAGAGAAAUCCACGUCAGAGGGGGUCCAACCCCCACCCUCCAAGAUGCCUGAAGGAGGUGCAUGCACAGCAUUCACUGUGGACUUUGGUGAAGAAUCCCCAAAGAAACCCAUGGCUGGGAAAUCCCUUAGUGAGUUCAUGCCCUCCAAGAUCCGGAAGAGCUUCAAGGACCGGAAAGAAAAGGUUCUUGGUACCAAGACUGGUAAAGAAGCAACUGGGAAAGACUCCUCACCGGGGAGUGAAAAGGGCUCUGAUAUAAUGUCCCCUGUACAGCAGAAGAAAAUUGAGGACAUCUGGUCCUCACCCACAAGGAAGGCCAGGGAUUUAAAGAGGCCAGCCAAAUCCACGGAGCAGGAACCAAAACCUGACACCACUCCAAAGAAGCCAGCACAGAAGACAGGCUUGCAUAGAAGAAGUUUAUCAACAGGCAGACCUAUACCAGCCAAACUGUCCAGACCUAAAGAGAAUGGAGAGGUAGCUACUCCUAAGUCCCCAAAACAACCCAAAGGAAAGGAACUCACUACUAGUGACAGUGCCUUCUUUCUGAUCGACAAAAUGUUUGCCAGUGAUACCAAGUCUCCUGCUAAAGGCAGACGUACCCCUAGAUCUCUAAAAGCUGACAAACCUACAGCAAGUGAGCAUUCCACUCACCCAGAGGCAAAAAUGCACGAGUCUUCAGUGUCAAAGACACAAAGUGCAAAGGUUGGUAGAAAGCCAAUCAUUAUGAGGAAGGAUUCCAACAAGGCUGUUCCACAAUCCAAGAAGUCUCCAUCGGAGAAAAAGGGGAAAGUCAUACCUUCCUCUGCUGCUCCUGUUGAUAAUACAGACAAUGUGAGUGAGACAGGAACUUACACUAUAGAUGGUGAGUUACCGUCCAAGGAGGAAGAAUCUGCUCGUAAGGACAUAGAAACUGUGUUUGGAAUUAAGGAUACUCAAUCCACUGUCUCAGAUUCUGUGGAGGGGCUCUCCACAGAUAGAAAACCAUCCUCAGAGGACUUGAUCCUUGAGAACUUGGAGGAUGAGGAGGACUUGAGGAGCUUGGAGAGAAAGAGAAGUCGAGGACCAGAGGGCAGUAGUCUGGAGAUGGAGGUCGGAAGUUCAGAGGUCACUGACCUCAGGAUUACAGAGGAUGAACAGGAGAACCCCUCAGAUGCAAACACUGCUCCCACUUGGGUGACCCAAUGGGCGGCCUUGACCAAUAAAAGCAAGACUUCCGAACCUAGCAGUCCCAGUAGUAGCGUCUCUGAUAAAGAUACCAUGCUGUCACCUGACUCAAAAAAGCCUUCAAAAGGCUUGAGUCGGAAACGUCCUGGAACAGGUAGAAAAUUACCCACAAUCCCUGGUAAAAGCCCAGACGGGAGCAACUGCAGUUCACGACUGAGUCAGAGUACAGACAGCCAGAGUCCUAGGUGUCCCUCCACGCCGAGAUACGGCGAGAACAACAACAUCGCAGACAAGCAGAAGUCUGUCACAAUAUCUAGUCAUGUAGUCAAACGUUAUGAAGGCACAGACACUGAAUCUAUUUCCCAAACAAAAUUUGAAAGUGAAUCAGAAGUGACAUCUGUGUCAAAGGAAGAGGACUUAUCAUCCCCAAAAGGUUCAGCACGAAGUUCAGCCAGUGUUGAGACUGAGGUCCUGCUAAAGGACACAGAAACUGUCAUGGCAGCCAUGGAGGCACGCAUGGAUUCCAAGUCCAGUGGAUUACAAAAUGGACACAUGCUGGAUGAUGUGGAUAACUUAUCUGACAAUGAGAGCACAGCAGCCCUUGUGAAUGGACAUGAAGGAUUCUUAAAAUCCAGUUCCUAUACUAGUCCUCGUGAAUCUCUAGCAAAGUCUAGGGGUUUACAGCAACACAAGUCUGUGACAAGAGGGGGCUCUGCUAGUGAAAGACUUCAAGCAUUCCGUGAAAGAAACUACAAAAAUGCAACACCCCCUGAAAACUCAGUGGUAUCUGAUGUGUUAAGUGAAAAUUGUGAUCUCAAUCAAUCAACAGACAGGACCAGUGAAUGCAGUGAUUCAAGUGCUAGUUUUAAUAGAUCUGGCUCAAAGGGAAAAGGUACAAUAAGCAUGACCCGACCCAACAGGGCUUUCCAGUUGAGGAGGGCUCUGGCAGACGGAGAUGCACCAGACACUCCUAGUUCAGGAGUCUCGGAGGCUGUGUCGCUGACCAAUGUGUCCGCCGUCAGUUCUACACGGUCUUUCAAAAGUUCCACUCCCACCCGAUCCAUGAAGGCCAGUAACAGACUCAGCUAUCCAUACACCAAGCAGGACUCCGCCAGAAGCAAGGAGAGCCUAGGAGCUGCCAUCGUUCAGAAGAGCAGGGAGGGGGGUGGUUCCUCGUCCAGGAGUAACGCUAGUCUAGGUGCUCAAAUAGCUAACAAAGCAUCUCGCAAUAAUCAAUCCUCAGGAAAUUUGGCCAACUCCUUCAACAGAAGCGAUGGCGGUCGGUUCAGUCUGAAACUGAACAGGUCUCUAAGUUCUCAAGACUCUAUUCAUAUGGACAGUAGCAAUUCCUCUACACGCAAACCUGACUUGAAAAAUGUGAAAUCAAAGUUAAAGUGUACCCCCACUUAUGGUCUUUCAGUGACUGGAAUUCACAGUAGUAGGAGUAGUGUAACUUCUGCUUCCAGUCGAUCCAAUUCCCCAAAAUCUGCUGAAAAAGCAGCAUGGAAGAGAAGAAAGGAGUAUGACCCAAGAAGAGCUGUGGCAGAGGCCAAGGCUAAAGCGAAAGAUGUCAAGGUCAAAUUGGACAACCAGGGUAAACCAAAAAUGAUUAGGUCAGCAUCUUUCACCAACUCGGCUGAGCUUCAAAAAUACAGGAGACAGGCUCUCCAGCAGAAAGACUCGGUAUCAAGUCCGGACGAUUUGAGCUGUGCCAGUGAGGGAGCGGACACUGUGUGUAGCAGUGUGUAUCAGCGGAGCUUCAUUCCAUACUCCGGCCGGUCCCAGUCAAGUCGAAUCUUUCCGAGUUCUGAGGAUGAAGAAAGUAGCCUAAUUGUCAAGUCAACUCAGGAUCUAACCAGUGGCCUUUGCGGACGCUUUAAAUCAGCAUUCACCCCACCUCCCCAGAAUGCUGCCCCCUCUCCCCCUCUUAUGCCCCUGUCAGUAUUUAAAAAGCGAAACUCGUUUGAGAGUCACGAGACUCGUCACGGAGUGGCCAGACACAGAGCUUCACUCGAGCCUCAGCAGUCCUAUGACAACAUCUUGGUGUCCUCCAUUUAUCAGCUGUCACUCAAACUCAAAACCAACACGGAGAAAACCCUCACAAAGCUCAAAGAGGACCAGAGAAUUGAGGACAUGUCCUCCCCCUCACCUAUUGAUGACAUUCUAAACCAAUCGUCUUCCAAUAGCGAUAUUCCUGGAUGGAAGACAGCCAAUCAGGAGCUAGCUGCCAUCCUCUCAAAUCUGAGGAAAACGGAGCACAGGAUACACAUGAUGCAAAAAGCACUGUAUCCAGAUGAUGACAGCUGCUCAGACUCCCCGGGAUUGUCUGGUCGAGAGAAGAGGGAAUACCUCCAGGAAAUUGAGAGAAUCCGCAGCGAACUUGCAGGAUUCCAGCCCAUUGCAAAACCCCAAAUCAAGGACGACCAAGCUUCCAUUGAAUCGGACUGUGAAGAAUUGGGGACUGCUGAUGAGUUCUUUUGAUGAUGUCUUCAGACAUUUCAAAUUCUUUUUCGAAUUUUCUCCAGCCAAUUGUAUUCUAGUCUCGACAUGGAUGGGAUCACAGAGGAGAUUCGCUUCAGUUUGGAAGCUCAUUUCUUUGAAACAUUUAGAAUUCCAUUGGUUUUUUAUGUAAAUGGCAAAAUAUCAUAGAUGCAUAUUAAAGUAGAAAAUAUGCUUGUAGCAAAAAUGAUUACAGGAUGUUGUUGAUAGGUGUUCAUAAGCUUAAGCAAGACAGUGCAUCUUCUGCUUACAAAAAUCUGACAUUCUGCUCUUUAUUUUGGAAGACUGAAUUGUGUGUUGUGAGUUGUACUGCUGAUUGGUAGAAUGUGGAGGGUUUGAAUGUCUGUUGGUGGAUGUGUGGAGAUGUGGUGGAUGAACGGCCCCCUGGAUAAGACUGUUACAAUGUGGACUCUGUGAUACAUGUGGUAGUGCUUUUUCUGGCUGUGAUCCUGCAUUAGUGGCAUUUUACAGUGUUUUAUGGAUAUUAACCAAGAUAUUAUGCAACAUCUUACUGGGGACCAGUUCAAUGGUGAAACUGCUUUGAGAGUUGCGAAUUUUCCUAGAUAUACAUGUAUGAUUGUCAAUAGAGUGACUUACUUUUUAUCGAUAGGAUUUAUGAUGAAUUAUCUGAAUUUUAAAUUUUUUUAUAGUUUCACUAGGUGGCUACCUUGGUAGCCUUGAGAAAAAAUAUACUCAUUUUUGCCAGAAAUUCUUUAUGUUUAUUGAACAAUAUUUGUUCUUCUGUGUUAAAAUUGUGUCUCAGAUCAGUAAAUGUUUUUUUUUUUAUUUUUGACUUUUUAAUUAAUACCUGGUAUUUUUUUAUCAGUCGAAUUCACUGUUAUCACAAUACAUGCAGGUGCAUGUUUGUUUGUUUUCUAUUUUGUUUGUUUUGGAAUUUUGAAGAAACAAGGGAGAAAACUUUAUUAAUAUAAGAAAGUUAAAUUAAUGAAUUUUUAAAGCUUAAGUUUCAAUGUGUUGUUAAGUUAUGUGAACUUUACCACACGUACCAUAUAUAUUAAACAGCGUUUAUAAGCUAAGUAUACACAGCUCGUGUUUAUUAUUCAAUUGUUGUAAUUUGUGACUGAGUCACAUUUUUUGGUUGAUAAAAUUGUCUGGGAUAUCAAAUGGUUGUUCAAAGUUGCUCUUUUUUUGACAUAUGAAGUUUUGAUAUCUUUUUUUUUAUUUUUUGUUUAUAACAACAGAAAAAUGUGUUGUUGAGUUUAGAGAUUUCAAUACAUGUAUUUCAUACUGCUUUUGAGUGUUGCUAGAAUUCAGAUUUAUUGAAUGCAUUCCAUUGAGAUGAAAUGGAUCUUUACGUGCCUGUAAUUGUUUAUGUUGUCAUGGUUUCCUCUUUUACUUUUAGUUAUGCUUCAAGCAUAUUGUGGUUGUCGGACAGACUUCAAGCAAAAAUUGCAGUCUGGUUGCAAUAUAUUUUGUAUAAAUUCCAUUUAUUUACAAUGCCUUAGUUGCCAUGAACAAAUUGUUUUAUAUACUAGAUAAUUUAAUAAAUUGAUGCCGUAACGUGA